Paramecium octaurelia is the source of this 2849-nucleotide messenger RNA. NCBI's taxonomy places the organism in Eukaryota, Ciliophora, Oligohymenophorea, Peniculida, Parameciidae. The record is from the annotation of a GenBank genome assembly.
AUGAAUUUAAACAAGUCGUAUGUAGAGAAAGUGAUUAAAUUGGAAACAUUGGAAACAAUAUGGAUUCACCAUUUAGGGUUUUUGGAGAUGAUUGCACAAUAGAAUGGAAUCAGGUUCUACUACUCUGAAAAUUUGAUUAUUUUGAGAGGUAUUUGUUUCUUUGUUAAUAAGGUGAUGCAAUUUAGUGCGAGAAUGCCGCUUAAAGAAUUUAUCAAAUUCUUGAUGAAGAUUUCAUCAUGCAGAUUGAAGUAUUUCAGAGUGACAAUGAGAUCCAACCUUUUCAUUAAUUAUUUUAAUAAGACUAAUAUCUGGAGUUAUGCGAUAAAAACGAAGGGUUCUGGAUUUAUUCACAAUACUCACUCAAAAAUUAGAUUGUAUCCAUGAAAAAUAUAGGAUAUCACCCUAUUGAACCUGAUCUACCAAUGCAUUUUCUUAUAACUUGGUUUCCACUAAGAAAUAUGCUCUAAAUUUAAGAAUGGAUCUUCAAAAUGACUGGUUAUAAAUAUAACUAAUAGAGGUUGAAAGAAAAAUUCAAAUUCCAUUAACAAUAUAGAAUUACUGCCCUGGAAUCCUUGUCCAUAUAUCUCUAUUUGAAUGUCUAAGAAAUCAUGACUCAAUUCUAACUCAUUAUAGAACUAUCUCAGAUAUCAAAUGAAUUUUACUUGGUUAUCAAAGCAAAUAAUACUCACUCUAUUGAAGAGGGAUGUCGGAUCUUGGAGAAUCACCUGGUAAACACAAGGUUCUGGCCUAUACCUAAUUUGAGGACGAAGUUGAGUUCAAAUGAUCUCUUUUUAUUGGAGAGCACCAUCAUUGAUUAAGUCUCAACUUCACCGAGAAUUAAGAUUUUUUCAUCUGAUGAGGUGUUAAUUGAAUCAAAGAGUUUAGAGAAAUAAUUUAAUAUAAAUUUGAAAAGUGUGAUUCAUAAAUACAGUAUAUAUUUAUUGGAUUGAUUUAGGCUCCAAUUCAAUAUUUGUUUGUGCUGAUGAGAAUUUGGAAGCUGAAAUAACAGAUACAAUUAUCUAAACACUCAGUAAACCACGGAACAAUCUUAGAACAGAUAAGGACAUCAAAUUUUGUACAUAAUUCUGUUACAACGAGAGUUCAAACAAGGGAAUUCCAAAUAAAAAUAAUCAAAAAAAAAAAGGAUUUCCAGUUAUGAAACAAAAAACGUGUUAGAGGGAUCCAUUUCAGUUUUAUGAUUAAACCUAGUUUGAGUAGUCAUAACACUCAAAAAAAAAAACCUAAUAAUAGAAAACCUAAUCAUAAAACAUCUAAUAAUAAACAAUCUCAUACUAAUAAAUUAGCAAUUAUACUUAUAUGGAGGAUAUUGUAAAGAAUGAUGAUUCAAAUAAUUAAUAGGAUCUACCAUUAAAAUAUUAUAAAAAAAAUACGAAUAUACAGAAUUUUCCACAAAUGACCAAAAAUAUGAAGUGCAGCAAGAAAGAAUAAAAGAGAAAACAACAAGUAUAUGUAAAUCAAAAGGAGGAUAUCUCUAUGAAUUUUGAUCAUUUAUCAGUAUCUCAAAAUCUUCAAAAUAGUUUUAUAUACGAAUAUACCUAGUAUUAAGAUUAGGACAAUUCUUCUUAACUUUUACAAGUAGAAGAUCUAAAUAAGACAAUAAGAUGCUAAGUGAUUAAAAUGGAACUAAUGAAAUAUUAGAUAAUUUAUACACAGAGUAACCUAUAAAAUGGUAAGAAAUUUAACUUCUAAGAAUUAAAGCAUUCCUUCGAAGAAUUUCUAAACAUAUAUUAUAAUUUGCAACAUGAAAUUGUGUUAGAAUUUUCUGUUGACUGGAUAAAAAUGAAUAUUAAAUGUAAAUAAUAAGAAGAGGUCAAUCAGAUAAAAUAAAUUUUCCACAACUAUUUUUUGUAGUAGAUGUAUUAUGUAACCCAAUACUCAACUCAAGCGUAGAAUUUAAUUGAUAAUUUGAAAAAAAAUUGCAAAGUAGAAUACUUCCUAACUAAAACGGAGUUAUCGGAAUUUUUGAAUGAAAAAUAAUUUAGAGAGUUGCAGUAGAUUAAUGAUGGCUAGUAGGUGGCAAUCAAAGUCAGCAAUUACUCCUACCGACAACAUCAAUUCUUGAAGGCGAGGUUUGAUGAAUACAUCAAUCAAUAGUCUUCAAAUGAGGACUCUUCAAUCUCACUUGUCAUAAGCAGCAAGAAGGUAAUUAUCAUAUCUGAGGAUUAAUUAAAAUAUUUAGAAAGAGAAUUCCCAAGUUUGGAGGCAUCGUAAUUGAGAAAGUUUAAGGAUUACUUCAAGAUGGCCUUCUAUUUUGUGUAGGUUGAGGAUAUGGAAGAAAUGCUUGAGAAGGCGAAAGUUGAAUUUAAGAGGAUGAAUUCUAUAUAUAUUAAGGCAAAGGUGUAAAAGAAGAGGCAGGACAAUAAGAAUCAAUGGAUGAAGGAGAUUAGUAAUGAUCAACAUUGGAAAGCUUCAAAACUGUAUUGUUACAGUAUGAUGGAGGCGUUUAAUACUGAAUUACUUAAUGAUAUAAUUGAUAUUUAAAUGAAUAUAGAAGAAUAUUAAGCUAAUUAGAAUUUAUCAAUGUAUUAUGAAGCAACCAUAGAGUUGGGCGAUAGAAAAUUGAAUCCCAGCGAUCCUGAUAGUAUUGGGAACUUGUUAUUUGAAUCGGAUUUUAAAUGUAAAAUAAAAUAGCAUAAAAACUAUAGUUGUACCGAAACUAAGCGAUUAGCCCAAAGGGACAUUUAUCACCCUCUGGAUUCGUAAUGAGAAGGAUAUAUUGAGUUUAAAGCAAAUGAUUUAAAAAAACAAAAUCCUUCCAAGGUAUUUGAUUGCUAUUUAUAUUAUUGUAGAGGUUAUUUCCAGAAAAAGUGAUAAUAUAAAUAUUAUCA